Macadamia integrifolia is the source of this 442-nucleotide messenger RNA. RefSeq lists its product as uncharacterized. The transcript has 2 exons. Lineage: Eukaryota; Viridiplantae; Streptophyta; Magnoliopsida; Proteales; Proteaceae. The record is from RefSeq and is a predicted model, not a curated record. The coding region runs from base 45 to 389 and encodes 114 amino acids.
CAUUACAUGUCUAGUCUAGAUCAAGUACUGUCCCUUCUGAAAUCAUGAAACGCAAAGAUGGGGAAGUUGAUGUUGGGAUCCAAGUCAGUAGGCAACUUAUCAAGAAAAUGCGAUCAAAAAGACGGAAGGCAAAUAUCUAUGCAUGGCAUGGCAUGAGUUCCAAAAUUUUCGAGGAUAAGCUUCUAAAUGAAAGCGCAAAAGAUAAAGCUGCUGUUCUCAUUGAUGGCCCAAGCAAUGAACAAGAACCUAUGGAAGGGGAUGCUGAGGUUGGUCAAUCAAAAGAACUACUAGAUGAGAAUAAGAAGCAAUCUUUAAGUGUAGAGAUUAAAAAAAGCCCAAAAAUUUAUAACUUUGACCUAAAUGAGUUGCCUAUGAAUUGUGAUGAGUAAAAGUUAAAGAAUUGUAAUAAUUCAUAUAAUAAUAAAUUAUUUGAUUUCCGCUC